Molecule: messenger RNA, 1338 nt
Organism: Coregonus clupeaformis (lake whitefish)
Lineage: Eukaryota; Metazoa; Chordata; Actinopteri; Salmoniformes; Salmonidae
Exons: 2
Coding region: 118-699 (193 amino acids)
Source: RefSeq, a predicted model, not a curated record
UCGACGUGUUCCUGGGAACCGAUAAGAUCCCGGAGUCGUAGUGAAACAACCAACGGAGACGUGAAUCAUUUGGUCGAAGAAGAGGACCAAAGCGAAAUUGUCGCGGACCUAACCAGGAUGGACAUUGCACUUUUGAGGGAACAGUACAACUUGACUAAAGAGAAACAAAAGCGACAGACCCUGGUGGUUUUAUUCAGACAAGUAUCAACUGAUGAUGCAGCAGAAAUCAGUGGGCAAGCCCUGGUCAAUGUAGUCCCAGUCAACCAGGAGAUGAAGAGCAAACACGAGAGGAAGAGGUCGGUCUCAGAGGCUGAGAUUGACUUUGUUGGGGACCUGGAGAGAGCCCCAUGGCGCAAACACUUGGGUAUCCACCGACAGACCAACGUUAUUAUACCACCACAUCCAAACCCCACAAUCACAGGCAGUAAUUCUUCUAGUUUUACUUCGCUCUCUGAAGACUUUCCGGAGACUUCCAGUGAGAAGGUCUUUGGGGAUUCUAUUUCUAUCCAUACCGGUAUCAGCAGUUCAGGCUCCCGGAAGUUCUCAGCCCCAGCCGUUUUGUCCAGACAACUGAGUUUUGGGGGGCAGCGGCCGCCUCUUCUCUCCUCUAGCCCCCAUCACCACUACCCCUUCCCCCAAAGAAAAGGGCCCAAGAAGUCGGAAGCUGCUAGGAGACUUGGGAUGUACGCAUCAUUCUGAUCAGAUUCUAUGAGAGGGAGAGAGUCCGUUACAGUUUAUAGUGCAAUAGACAAUGUUUUCUAUGUUUCUGCAGCAUUGAACUAAUCUUGUUGAGUUGCUAUAAAGGACAUUUGGUAUGCAGCCAUGCAAAUAAUGUCAUGUAAGAUGCUGUGCCUUGCCCUAUAUAGGUUAAUAUGUUAACGUUUGAGUUUCAUCAUGGCUGAGAAGGGUAUCCAUCUCCACCCAUUGAGUGAAAUUGUACCAUUGGAUUUUUCUAUUUCUUCUGCAUCCAUGCAUACCAACCAUUAGUCUGUGUGAUUAACGUGGGCUGAGCUAGAGGGGUGUUUGUGAGACAAGGGCGGAUCCCGAAAGGGGCCUGGGGUCUUUUCACAAAAACUUCUGUAGAGUCCGAAUGGUUUGAGCUACAAUCUGUUAAAAGCCAUCUAUGAAAAACUGAGACUCCCACAAACACGCACAUGUUUUGCUCAAGAUUCAUUAGAAGAUCAUAGGAAAUCCCAGGACGUAGUGUCUAUAAUACUGUAAUAAGAUCACAUAAUUUCUGUCACAAACUCCAAACUCCACACAGUUGUUACUGACUUGUUGGAUAUUAAUUUUCCAGUGAGCAAAUUAUUUCUGUACUCAGCAUUCAUAUAAAUUCAU